This is a messenger RNA of Aspergillus wentii DTO 134E9, 674 nucleotides long. Its product is annotated as VOC family protein. The transcript has 3 exons. NCBI's taxonomy places the organism in Eukaryota, Fungi, Ascomycota, Eurotiomycetes, Eurotiales, Aspergillaceae. The record is from RefSeq and is a predicted model, not a curated record. Bases 71 to 469 code for a protein of 132 amino acids.
AAUAAGGCUAAUAUCACUUCAUUCACCAUACACUAGCAUAUCACAACAGCAUUACUUUUUAUCCCUUACCAUGCCAAUGAGUAAUAUAGAUCAUAUCGGUAUUUCUGCGCCAAAAGAUGAAUUCGAAAAUGUGAUCAAGUGGUACAAAGCAGCGCUCGCCCCCUUGAAUUACAGAGAGAUCAUGCGCUUCCCGGGCGCUGUGGGGUUGGGCAAUGAAGGCCCAGACUUCUGGAUCACAGAGCGAGAGUCCAAAACACCACAAGAACUUCAUUUUGCAUUCAUGGCUCCUGACCAUGCCACUGUCAAUGCCUUCCACCAGGCUGCCCUUGCCGUCGGCGGCAAAUGCAAUGGCCCCCCUGGAAAACGACCGCAGUAUCAUGAAAACUACUACGGUGCGUUUGUUUUGGAUCCGCUCAAUAAUAAUGUAGAAAUGGUUGAUCACUGUUCUCAUGAGGAGGAGUAUCGUUGACUUUGAAGUCGUGGGUUUUCUAUAAGGACUUUGGUUCAAAAGCAUUUGACCCUCCCUGGCUUGAGUCACGCCUAGGAUAUGGUUCGCUGAGAAUGACCUUUCUUUGUAGCUGAACUAACAGAUACUAUUGAAAAUAUAUCUGGGUAUUUGACCAUUUGCGAAAAUGUCUGUGAUCUCCAAUCCUAGUGCAGUCAAUAUAUAUGCC